GAGCGGAAACAACUCUUGCUUUGUUCAUAAAUAAUAUAAUGGUCAUGUUGAUUGGCGAUUAACUGGGUCCAGUUUUAGCGAGGAACUGUUACGACAACCUCAGAAAAAAGUGUCGAUUUCAGUUGUGUGGUGUUUUAGAUCAAUCAGGACUGCAAAUGUUCAAAUGUAUUUGCGUCCGACCUUUCCCUCAGUCCCUCCCUCGGUUUAAUCAAAUGUGUUACCACUGAAACAAUUAACGAUUAUCGACCGCCAGAGAUUUAAAAAUCGCCACCUAUUACGUGGUGAGUUUAGGUGAAAAUUGUUCUGAAUAAACCAGAGGCAAACUGUCAUCACCCGGCCUCUGGAUUCGGAAGUUUUGUUUUUCCUAACUUUAAAAUAACGCAAAAGUUCACAAUGAAAUCCUUGCUGUCAUCUUCGUUAAGAAAUUUGCCCAAGGGUAUCAACACUAGAGGAUUGAGACAAACGAUCAACCGCAUCAAAUCUGAAUACGAUACCGAGUAUCUAACAAAUCCGGCAAAUUUUGAUCACAUCAAAUCGAAUAUCACCAAACGGAAAGGAAUUGGUGAUAUUGAUCAGGUUCCUGGUUUGGUAAAUGAAUUGAAUCGAACCACAGACGCUACGGUCCGUCAGAAUCUUCAACAUCAACUUGACGCUGUCCUGAAAACUCUUCCAAAUUUAACACAUCCGGAUGUCGUGAACUACGGUGAUCAACCGAAGGAAAUCGAUUCGAUUGGUUGGAAGCGCAAGUUCGGUUUUAAACCGAAAUCAUUUGAGGAGCUGUGCAGCUCUUUGAACAUUUUACGCACAAAUGAAUUGGGUAAUUUGAAUGGGUCACGAAGCUACUAUUUAAUGAAUGAAUUAGCUAAGAUGGAACAAGCAUUAGUACGAUAUACUGUCGAGCAACUGCGUCCGAAAGGUUUUGAAUUGAUUUCGGUGCCCGAGAUUCUUCCAGCUGAAGUCAUUGAACGAUGUGGCAUGAAAACAACUGGAGAACGUAAUCAGGUAUACAAAACUCUUCACGACAACUUAUGCCUAUCCGGUACGUCUGAAAUGGCUCUAGCUGGCCACUUUUCUGGAAAACGAUUCCACGUCGAUACGUUGCCCAUUCGCGUAAUGGCAGUUAGUCGUUGUCAUCGUGCUGAAUUGGCGGGUACCAAAGCCGAGGCAGGCAUAUUUCGAGUUCGUUCAUUUACCAAAGUUGAGAUGUUUUCCGUAUGCGCUCCGAAUCAAUCGGAAGACAUGUUAGACGAAUUCAGACGCAUCGAAAUCGAUCUCUUCAACAAACUUAAUUUACAUUUCAAAGUACUUGAUAUGCCAGCGUGUGAAUUAGGUGCGCCUGCUUACAGAAAAUUCGACAUGGAAGCGUGGAUGCCGAGUAGAGGAAUGUACGGUGAAAUAUCGAGCUGUAGUAAUUGUACCGAUUAUCAAGCACGUCGGUUGGACAUUCGAUGCACUGAUGGAAGCGGACCGGUUGUUCAUGCCCAUACGAUAAAUGGGACAGCAUGUGCCAUACCAAGAAUGUUGAUAGCAAUCUUAGAGAAUUACCAAAACGAAGACACAAUUGAUAUUCCCACGGAACUGCAGAGAUAUAUGGAUGGGAAAAGUAAAAUCCAGCGAAGCAAGGUGUUACCGCAUUGUAAACUGGUGAAACAUAUUAAAGGACCAGACUGAUCGAGUUCUGUUUAAGUUUUUUUUUUACUUUGAUAACAACAUUCUUUGUUUGAACCAACUUAACUUGACAAUGUAUGUAUGUUACUACUGCAGUUAUGAUUAAAUUGUACAUUUAUGCAAAUCACUUAAA
Molecule: messenger RNA, 1801 nt
Organism: Bradysia coprophila
Lineage: Eukaryota; Metazoa; Arthropoda; Insecta; Diptera; Sciaridae
Product: serine--tRNA ligase, mitochondrial-like
Biological process (GO): seryl-tRNA aminoacylation
Molecular function (GO): ATP binding; serine-tRNA ligase activity
Source: RefSeq, a predicted model, not a curated record